Molecule: messenger RNA, 690 nt
Organism: Caenorhabditis remanei
Lineage: Eukaryota; Metazoa; Nematoda; Chromadorea; Rhabditida; Rhabditidae
Exons: 5
Coding region: 1-690 (229 amino acids)
Source: RefSeq, a predicted model, not a curated record
AUGAAACGAGUAACUCUCCUCUGUCCCUAUGAUUCUGAGUUUGCAUGGGUUUCUUUCGAACGGAUUCGUCUGGUUUGCUGUUUGAUGAAAAUCAUGCUGUUUUCAUUGGAUCAUCAAUUACUCGUUGAAAACUUUAUUAUAGAAUACAACGAAAAUCAUGACCAAGUGAUGUGUUUCUUGCCAUUUCUUCAUCCACAAUACCUAAAGUUUAUAAAAUUUAUAAACUGUAAAUCGAGUCAUGCAUAUAUUGGACCAAUCGUGAAUCUUCCACAAGUAAUUCAAUGUAGACGAGUCGUAUUCGAUGGAUUUACAUGGGUUCCAAUGAAAAACUUCCAGCAUUUGCCAGGAGUUUUUCUUAUGAACACGAAAUUUGAUUUUAAUGAUACAAAUCGUCUCAUUCAGCACUACUUUCAACAUGACACUUUUGAGUAUUUCGGGAUGAAAGGAGUAAAGGAUAACUGGUUUCCAGAGGACUCCAAUACUUUUAUCGAUGACAAAAACAGGAAAUCAAUGAUAGUAGAAGGACCGAAAUUCGCUAUCAAAAUAGUUCAUAAAUUGGAGAAGAAAACUAUUAACCAUUUGAAUGCUUUAAUCCUUCUGGAUUCUCCUGGACCACCUGGCUCAUCUGGGUCUUCUCCUCCACAUUCAUUAUUGAUUAUAAGACUUGUUGGACCAAAAAUUGCUCCCUGA